AUCAGAAACCGGCGGCGCCCGGAAUAUGCGAACGAGACACGGUAGGGGGGGUGGGAAUCUAAGUGUCAUGUGACGCUGGCAUUGACUGACGGGCGGUGGCUGAAGCGGAGCCCGGACUCUGUUUUGAUGGCUUCGACUUUGACACAAGGCUUGGAGAGAAUCCCAGACCAGCUGGGUUACCUGGUCAUUAGUGAAGAUGGAGUCCUCUCCUCAGCAGGCGAGCUGGAGAACGAUGAACACGCUGCGGGAGUGAUCAUGCGCAUGAUGCAGACAGCUGUCAAACUCUGCAUGAAUGGCAACAGCGAGCCUUUCUUCAAGAGGAUGUCUGUGGUAUUCGGAGAGCACACGUAUAUGGCGACAAUUUCUGGUCAGAAAGUGUUUGUAGUUAAAAGGCACAAUAACCCUCAUGAGGUGGUUGAAGUGUAACAGGGUAGCGGUGAGAGAGAGAAAGCGACGGAGCCACCUCUGAUCCUGAUGGCGUGGAUCACGUUUCCUGCACGGAUUUUGGACAGCAAAUCAUUUCCAGCAGUUGACUCCUGAACGUUCUGUUUAGGAGCAGCCAGUUUCUCGUUCCUUCGCGGUUGUACAGCGAGUAAUUGAACGCAAUGUGUGGCGUCUUCGCAACGACUGUAAACUCCGUUUGUCACGGUUUGACAAUCACUAUUCUAUCACUUCUCCCCCACAAAGAAAAUGCUGCGACUGUGAAGCUAUUAGACUUAUUUUUGUCCCUUUCAAUUUUUUUUUUGCAUUAACCAGUUUUUAAAAAAAAAAACAUACUUCAAAAUGCAUCGGUGUAAAUGUCUCCAGACUCUUUCCUCAAACUCUGCUCUCUGAUGGUUUAGACAAUGGAGAGAGAAUGGUAGAAAUUUAGAUAGUUUUACUGUACUGUGGAACUCGCUGUUGCUUCUCAAUUGUAACUUGUGGUGUUUAAGAUAAUAACUUUUCAAGUCACAAUAAAUGUUUGGUACACACUCGA
Messenger RNA from Rhincodon typus (whale shark), 976 nucleotides. It is a transcript of the gene lamtor4, whose product is annotated as late endosomal/lysosomal adaptor, MAPK and MTOR activator 4. Gene Ontology annotation, cellular component: lysosome; Ragulator complex. Gene Ontology annotation, molecular function: guanyl-nucleotide exchange factor activity. The transcript has 4 exons. NCBI's taxonomy places the organism in Eukaryota, Metazoa, Chordata, Chondrichthyes, Orectolobiformes, Rhincodontidae. The coding region runs from base 127 to 426 and encodes 99 amino acids. Gene Ontology annotation, biological process: cellular response to amino acid stimulus; positive regulation of TOR signaling. The record is from RefSeq and is a predicted model, not a curated record.